Guillardia theta CCMP2712 is the source of this 3750-nucleotide messenger RNA. RefSeq lists its product as hypothetical. NCBI's taxonomy places the organism in Eukaryota, Cryptophyceae, Pyrenomonadales, Geminigeraceae. The record is from RefSeq and is a predicted model, not a curated record. The transcript is spliced from 7 exons. The coding region runs from base 1 to 3750 and encodes 1249 amino acids.
AUGACGUCCUCCACAGCGCCCGCUGAGAGCGCCGGAGGAAAUCUGCCGGAUGCGUUGAAGGAAGCAGUGAAGGCGGCACUGGGCCCGAGAUAUCCUGAGUUUGUGAAGACGGUGAGGAGCAUGAAGAACAAGCAGAUAGAUGUUGCAGCGGCGAAUCUGAUGGUCUCGACGCUUCUUGCCGGCAGAAACGACCUGGUGGAGCAGUUCAAGAGCUGGAGUCAGUCUGCUGGCCCCUCCCAACCUGCUGCUCAGCCACAACCUGCUUCUGCAUCGUCGUCAGCCCAGAAGCCGACAGGCGCGACAGGGCUGGGAACAAACAUGUUUGAAGCGGGAGGGGCAAGCAAGCCUGGCUCGAUGUCACUCUCACAAGGCAUCUCUCCGAUCAAAGGCGGCAGCUCUCAGACAGCUGAGAAUCAGUCAGAGAGCAAGCCCUCGCCCACCUCCAAGAUAGCAACGGAUGGGAAACUCGGAGCACAAACCAAGACGGCAGAAGCAGUCAACCCUGUAGGGUCAGCGUCAAAGACUCCAGUAGUGAAAGAGAAGUCUCCCAACAUCCUUUCAGACCCCGUGCUGCACAAAGCCGGGCAUGUCUCCAGCAGACACGGCUCGCUGGACCACGUACAGAUGUUUCCCUUCGGCUCGAGAGCUUUCUCGUACAUGUUCAAGGACCCAGCUGAAGUCAAGCAGAAAGACUCUCACUGGUUGCAGAUCAAGGACUCAUACGCCUCCCCCUCGCGUCUCAAUGUCGGGACAAGUCGAAGCUUGACUCCCCGUCUCCUCAACCAGUUUAAGAGCUCGCCGUCGCAGCGCUUUGACCGUCCGUCGCCUGUGGUUCAGCUGAACCAGUCGAGCUUGAGGCUGGUGAUCGACCGCGACAUCUCUUCCCUCAUCGACGAUCAGAUCGUCGGACGGUCGGAGGAUGCGCGAGAAGUUCUCGAUGGGUGUAGGUCCACCGAAUCCACUCCUCGGUCUUCACAAGACUUGGGAUCGGUCCGACGGUCCGACAGCGACGACUGGGAGGAGGACAACGUCUUCCGAGAACCCAACACUCCUGACUACUCGUCGAGUUCCUCGCAGAGGAAGGAGGAGGCUCUCCAGGCUCUGCAAGGCUUGACUGGUCUGGGACGUGAAGCCAAGAGCGACUGGCAGAAGAGAAGGGAGCAGAAGAUCGCGGCGCAGCUCAAGCGCCAUCAUGCUGCAGGAGAGGAAGCAGUGAAGGGCAUGGAGCAGGAGGUACAGCGGAUACGGGGAGUGCUAAAGGAUACGUCUCAAUCGGAGAGCAAGAGCACCCUCGAGGAGUUGGUCCAGGCUCUCAACAAGACCUCGGGCUCGAUGGAGGAGAAGCUCAAGCCUCUCUCGUCUGCCUGGACGUACUUGCUCUACGGGCAUGCGGAAGGCAGCAAGGGAGAAGUCGAGGAGCGGCUGGCGGAUGUGACGAGGCUCCAGAGCAAAUCAAAAUCUCUGAAGAGCGAUAUACUUGAGCUGGAGUCCAGCAUCAACGAGAAACAGAAAGAGCUCAUCAGGAUCUCCGAGGCCCGCAAGGCUCUCGCGCCUUCUUGGAUCGGCCUGAUCGCCACUCAUGACAUCGCGGAUCUCGUGAGAGCUCGGGCUCAGCUGGGCGAUGUUUGCAAGGGGAUCUCUGAACUCAGCGCAGAGGUGUGGGAGGAGUCAGGGCCGCAGCACCUCAAGAGCAGCUUGAGCCUGCAGGAUCGAGCGGAGAAGCUCCGACAGUUUGCCAAGGAACGAGAUAGCCAGAUGGACUCUGGUGGCAGCACAAAGCUGCGAGCGUUGCUGAUUGCCCUCGUCCUGACCCGCUCAGACUCCAAGGAAGCAGCCGUCAGCCUGACCCUCGAGAUCAUUUCUAUCCUCCCCAACGUCCUUCCCAUCCUCGUCAAGCUCUGUAUCUCUCGCUGCGCUGCUCUGCUCCCCUUCUUUGCCCCUUCCCGCCAGCCCUACAAGAACAAGAACGAGCCUAACAGCCUCCGCUGUCCCCUUGGCCUCCCCAUCUCCGGUAGACGAGACUGCAACAGGUUUCCGCUUCCCAUCCCCGAGUACAGCGCGAGGCUGAAGGAGGACGUGGACGCAGCGGCGACGAACAUCUUCCUGGUAAAGGAUAAACCGCUCAAGGUGGGGAACAUCGCGUCAAUCUGCCUGCUGGAUGAGGAAUGGAUCCGCAUCCUUUCCGACUCCCCCGGCGCCGACGGGGCCGUGCAGGUGGAGCGGAAGCUUUUCGGAUCCAAGGAGGCGACGCACAAGCGAGGAGCGAAGCUGAUCCCGCACGUGAUGUACCCGGAGGGAGGGACGGGAGUCACGGAGAUGUUCGCUCGCCUCCUCGUCGCUCUCUCCGGCAUGGACGCCAAGUGGACUCACGGGACGUUCCAGCAGUUUGACCCCAACGGCCCCAAGCGGUCAGCGGAGGAGAGGAUGUACACAUGGCUCGCCAGUGCUGCUCGCCUCUGCUCUGGUCCUGUAGCGCACGACGAGGACAGGGAGAGGAUCAAGUACAUGCUGCAGCACAUGAGCACCUUCCUGCAGGUCACUUCCGUCCCGCUCGUCUCCUCCUACCCCAAGCAGGCCAGGAAGAUCGCGAUCGCGCUCAAGGGAAGCGCAGCUGUCCUCGAAAUAUGCAAGACCCUUCCGGAGGCCAGCACGCUGAUCCCCAUGCUCGACGCUCUUGCAUCAGAGGAGGAGGAAGAAAAGAAGAUAGCAACCUUGAAAUCCUACGUAAUCCAGUCGAGCAAGCAGGAAGAGGAGGAGGGGGAGCAGUAUAUCGACACGCUGCUCUCGAGGACGUGGGACAGCUUGAGCAAGGAGCAGCACGACAUGUUCAAGAAGAUCUCAGAUGGGGCUGGUUUCAACAACAUUGGGUCCGACAAGUCGCAGAUUGACAACAAAGCGAAAUUCUUCUCGGCUGUUCUGCGUGGAGACCCUUCCGCCCUUGGUUCCUCACCCAUCUACUACGAUACCGUGCAGAGCCUGACGCAGCUGAUGGCGGGCAAGAGCGAGGAGGAGAAGAAGACGAUGAAGGAGCUGAUCCAGGCGAAGCUCGCCGAGAAGUUCGUCGAGCGCAUUCAGCAGCUGCCUAAGAUGUUCACCUUCGGCGGAGGCUUCCAGGGCUUCGCAUGGUCGGCAUGUCUGGGUCGGGUGGCCGGGGCUUCUGAGGAGGGGUUGUCCUUCCUCAAGUUCCUCGGGCAGCUGCUGGGGGAUGAGCACGUGGGAGUGCCGCACAUGCGAUGCCGAGCUGAACCGUCGGAGCGACUGAACAAGGGAAAUGGCGAGACGCGUGCAUGCGUGAACAUGUUCGCUGCUUUGAUGCAGAACGAGGAACUGUCGCUAGCCGCGGCCAAGCAGCUAGCGGAGGACACGAUCGCUCAUGCAGACCGCAGCGCCUUCUUCACCUACCUCUGGGUCAGAGAGUUCUGCGGGAAGCAGUCCAUCGUGGCGGCACUGCAGCAGGGAGCCAACGCGUCUGCCGCACUUGAAGCGCUCGAGGCAGCGGCAGAGACGCUCAACACCGUCCUCAAGACUCUCUUAGACUGUCCCCUCGUUAGAGCAGCUUCCUCCGACAUCACCGACAUGCGUAUCAAUGAGCUCCGAGGCCUCCAGAACCUGCUGGAGGCUUUGAACUGGGACCCGAGAACGAUGCAGCCGAGGUGGACGGCGCAGAUCGAGGGCGGGAGGUUGUACAUGCAGCACAUCGGCAUAGCGGAGGGCCCGAGGACUUACGGAGACGUUCUCAAUGAAAGAUGA